This is a messenger RNA of Penicilliopsis zonata CBS 506.65, 963 nucleotides long. RefSeq lists its product as hypothetical. The record is from RefSeq and is a predicted model, not a curated record. The transcript is spliced from 5 exons. The coding region runs from base 1 to 963 and encodes 320 amino acids. NCBI's taxonomy places the organism in Eukaryota, Fungi, Ascomycota, Eurotiomycetes, Eurotiales, Aspergillaceae.
AUGCAACACUUUGUGAUAGACCCUACCUCGACCAAACCGUCUCUCCAAAACGGCCCGACAUCGCCAUCCCUCCCUGGCCCAAAGGAAACCAAAGUCCAUUCCUCGUCUUCCGGAGAUGAAAACGCCUCUUUAUUCUACGUGGGGGCAGCCACAGUUAUCAUGUUAGUAUAUAUGUAUGAUAGAGAAUGGGAAGGGAUCCGUCUAAUGACUGAUCCCACCUUCAUCCGUGCCGGAACAAGAACUCACACACUUUCCACGCGACGAAUCGACCCAGCGAUAUUCCUAGAGGAAAUGCCUCGGAUUGACGCCAUUCUCCUUUCCCACUACCAUAGAGAACACUUUGACCGACUGAUCGAAUCGUCCAUCCGGCGAGACAUCCCCAUUAUAACCACCAAAUCCGCCCGUUCGGCUCUCUGCGACCCCUUUACGACCGUGUACGGACUAGACGCUUACGAGGGUGUUUUGGUUAAUGUCAAGAAGGGGGGGGCUCGUCUCCAGCCUAGAUGGAGGGUUACGGCUGUCCCGGGGAAACAUGGUCCUACAGAAACCCACGGCUUCAUGGUUGAACUAGGGUACGGACCAGCAGGACAGACGAGCAACGACCUGCAAAUAGGGUAUACCAUGUACAUCACGGGCGACACAUUAUUCGACAACAAGCUGCACGAGGAGAUCAAAACACGGUACAAACAUGUGGACCUCAUGCUCGUGCAUCUCGGGUCGGUGAGUGUACCCUCGCCGCGGAUGGGGGCCUUGUCGAUGAGGAUGUCCAUGGAUGGGAAGCAGGGGGUGGAGCUCAUUCGCAAGAUUGGCCCGGGGGUGACUAUUCCGAUUCAUUAUGACGGGAGUGAUUUAUUCAGGGGGUCUUUGGAUGAGUUUCGGAGAGAGGUCCAGAGUCGGGGGGGGGGAUUUGAGCUCGUUUGUUUGGAGAGGGGGGGGGUUUAUCGAUUCAACGUUAGUACAUAG